Nycticebus coucang (slow loris) is the source of this 2656-nucleotide messenger RNA. RefSeq names its product integrin alpha FG-GAP repeat containing 2 (gene ITFG2). Gene Ontology annotation, cellular component: KICSTOR complex. The record is from RefSeq and is a predicted model, not a curated record. The coding region runs from base 121 to 1455 and encodes 444 amino acids. Gene Ontology annotation, biological process: regulation of TOR signaling. The transcript has 12 exons. Lineage: Eukaryota; Metazoa; Chordata; Mammalia; Primates; Lorisidae. Gene Ontology annotation, molecular function: protein binding.
AGGAGGGUCAGGUGGUGACGUAACUUUCCGCUUUAGGUGGCCUUCCACUCGGGCGGCUGUGGGGAAGGGGCUCCGGAACAUUAAGUGGGGCUCCCCAAUCCCUCGGCCUUCGAAAGUGCCAUGAGGUCGGUUAGCUACGUGCAGCGCGUGGCACUGGAGUUUAGCGGGAGCCUCUUUCCGCACGCAAUCUGCCUCGGAGACGUCGACAACGACACGUUAAAUGAGCUUGUGGUAGGAGACACCAGCGGAAAGCUUUCUGUGUAUAAGAAUGAUGACAGCCGGCCAUGGCUUACCUGUUCCUGCCAGGGAAUGCUGACUUGUGUUGGGGUUGGAGAUGUAUGUAAUAAAGGAAAGAAUCUGCUGGUGGCAGUGAGUGCUGAAGGCUGGUUUCAUUUGUUUGACCUCACACCGGCCAAGAUCCUGGAUGCUUCUGGGCACCAUGAGACACUAAUGGGGGAGGAGCAACGUCCAGUCUUCAAGCAGCACAUCCCUGCCAACACCAAGGUCAUGCUGAUCAGCGACAUCGAUGGAGAUGGGCUUUGUGAACUGGUGGUGGGCUACACGGACCGUGUGGUGCGGGCUUUCCGUUGGGAAGAGCUGGGUGAGGGCCCUGAACACCUGACAGGGCAGCUGGUAUCCCUCAAGAAAUGGACACUGGAGGGUCAGGUGGACAGCCUCUCGGUGACUCCAGGGCCUUUGGGUGUUCCUGAACUGAUGGUUUCUCAGCCAGGCUGUGCUUAUGCAAUUCUACUGUGUACCUGGAACAAGGACACUAAGUCCCCUCCUGCCUUUGAGGGAGCCACAGAGGGCAAUAGGGAGACCCCAGCCGCCCGGGAUGUGGUACUGCAUCAGACUUCUGGCCGUAUCCACAACAAGAAUGUCUCUACUCACCUAAUUGGCAACAUCAAACAAGGCCAUGGCCCUGAGAGUGGUGGCUCUGGCCUCUUUGCUCUGUGCACCCUGGAUGGAACACUGAAGCUCAUGGAGGAAGCAGAUAAGCUCCUGUGGUCGGUGCAGGUGGAUCAUCAGCUUUUUGCCCUGGAGAAAUUAGAUGUCACGGGCAAUGGACAUGAGGAGGUAGUUGCAUGUGCCUGGGAUGGACAGACAUAUAUUAUCGAUCACAACCGCACUGUCGUCCGCUUCCAAGUGGAUGAAAAUAUCCGUGCCUUCUGUGCAGGCCUGUAUGCCUGCAAAGAAGGCCGUAACAGCCCUUGCCUUGUGUAUGUCACAUUCAACCAGAAGAUAUAUGUGUAUUGGGAGGUGCAGCUGGAGCGUAUGGAGUCUACCAACCUGCUGAAAGUGCUGGAGGCUGAGCCAGAUUACCGUAGCCUGUUGCAGGAGCUAAGAGUGGAUCCUGACGACCUCCCUGCAGUCCGUGCCCUGCUUCACCAAACCCUCUACCAUCCAGCCCAGCCAGCACAGUGUGCUCCCUUAAGCCUUCAGGAUCCCACCUAGCUGGACCUGCCCUCAUGACUGGUGAAGGACCCAUCUGAGUCCCACUCCACCCCCCAGCGGCGUCAGAGGAGCAAGAUAUGACUCUGGGCAUAAAAGAUAGUGGCAACCCUAAGGUGACUACAAACUGUAAACCCUGCAAUUUUUUUGGUGAAAGAAGACACAAAUUGACCCUAUGCCCAUUUCCUCAUGGACCUCACCUAUCACACAUCAGCAGGGUCAUAGGACCCUGGCCUUACUCCAAAUUAUUGGAGAUGUGCUACGCCCCUCUCCCAAGCUCCCCAGUCUCACUGUGUAGAAAACAUUGUGAGGAGGGAGUUCAAAUCUUUUGCAUGGCCCCAACACCCUAAGGAAACCAGGCUUUGGGCCUAGGGGAGCAGUGGAGGUAAGGGCCCCACUCACCCUAAGCUCCAUCUUUCCUGGCACAACUCCAAGUCAUUGACAUCGAUAAUAAUUACAGGAAUAAGGGCCAGGCAUGGUGGCUUACACCUGUAAUCCUAGCACUCUGGGAGGCUCAGGCAGAUGGAUUGCCUGAGCUCAGGAGUUUGAGACCAGCCUGAGCAAGAGCAAGACCCUGUCUCUAAAACUAGCCAGCAGCACCUUUAGUCCCAGGUUGUUAGGCUGAGGCAAGAGAAUUGCUUGAAUCCAAGAGUUUGAGGUUGCUGUGAGCUGUGAUACCACUGCACUGUAUCCUGGGAUAACAAGGGUAAAACUCGGUCUCAAAAACAAAACAAAAAUAAUUAUAGGAUUGACACACUGCUUGUUUUAAGGACUCUUGUUUACAGUAUGGUUUUAUGUUCCUAGCAACCCUGAUGAUUUUCCUCUAUUUACCAAAGCAGCCAGGUCAGUGCUGUCUCGUGUUGAGAUGUCUUGAAGUAUGCAGCUUCACAGGCCUUACUGUCUAUAAGACAGUAGACAUCUAAAAUCUGCUGCAGAUAUCAUGGGCCAUUUAUUGUUCUAUCUGCUCUUGAUUCUCUGUGCUCUAAAUCAAUGUUUUGCAUAUUGUAGGUUGCAAUCUUUUGGUGGGUUGUGGCCAGCAUUUUUGAAAUAAGAACAGAAUAAUGUAAAAUAGAAAAUAACAGAGUACAUUACUCACAGUAUAGGUAAGUAUUAUUUUGUUGUAAUUGUAAAUGUAUGUAUGUGCUGAGUGCAAUGCAGUGUUAUUUCCUACUGUAUAAUUUCUAAUUAUACUGACCCAAAUCAG